Cetraspora pellucida is the source of this 1035-nucleotide messenger RNA. The record is from the annotation of a GenBank genome assembly. Lineage: Eukaryota; Fungi; Glomeromycota; Glomeromycetes; Diversisporales; Gigasporaceae.
AUGAUUAGACAUAUUGCUGAUCAUAUAGAAAAAGAAGUUAACAAAUUACUUUGGGCUUUUGUUAAAUAUGAAGCUAACAAAUCAGCACGUUAUUUUCAUGACCAUUAUACAAGUUCAAUAUUAAUAUCAUUAUUAUUAUGCAUCAUCAUAUACGUAGUUUUCAAAUGGGUAUUGCCUAAAAAGAAAACCGUCUCGGAAUGGAAAUUUAAAAAUAAAAAAUUACGAACAAAAGCACUAACAAACCAUUCUAACGAUGAAAACAAUGAAAGAUUAGCGUUUUUAGGCAACUCUAUAAUCGACAAAAUAGUAGCAUAUUAUCUUUUUUGUUGCAUUCCAAAAUGUAAAAUAUACACACUUGUAUAUUUGAAACAAAAGAUUCUAGAUAAAAUAACAUUAGCCGGAUUUUUUAGAAAAUUGAAAUUAGAGAACAAUUUAAUAUUAGAUAAAGGAAAUGAGAUGGAUAGAUAUAUUAAUGAUAAGAUUCAUGGAGAAACUUUUAAAGCGUAUAUUGCAGCAAUAUAUUUGGAUUGUAAAUGUGAUUUUGAUAAAGUUAUGGAAUAUUUAAAACCAUUCUUAAAACCAUUCAUCGAUCAAUGGGCUGAAAUUUUAGAGGAUACUGAAGACCAUAACGAGAUCCCUUCGGAGCUGGAACAUAUAAUUAAACUUGAUUUACAGAUAUUAAAAAAAGGACUUGAAGAACCAACAUAUAUAUGGAAAAAUAGAGGAUUACAUAUUCAUGAUACUAUGUUUGUUUAUGAAAUUCUUGUUAAUGGAAAGAUUUAUGGAACUGGUGAGGGCAAACAUAGAAACGAAGCUAAAAAGCAUGCUGCAAUUCAAGCUUACGACAAUAUCAAUUUAGAUAACACCAUUCUGAAACCAAUCGAGAUUAACUCAGAUGAUGUCAAGUCAAAUGAUGUCAGGUUAGGCAAUGUCAAGCUAGACAAUAUCAAGUUAGAUAAUGUCAAGUUAGAUAGUGUUAAACCUGAUAGCGUUAAAUCUGACAGUGUUAAGCAAGGUAGUGAUAAGUCUGGUUGA